GUCAUGGAGAGAUUUAACCCACCUGUGAUUAAGAAGUUAUGAGAAAUUGUAGAAAAGAAGUAUCCUGAAAAGGUUGAAUUAAGAAAAACAACACAUGAUGUCUAUUUAGCAGAACUUAGAAGGCUCAAAGAGAUCAGGAACAGCAUUAAGAUUCAUUUUGACUAUGGUUAUACUCUACACACUCCCUAUGUCACUGGUAAAAGCAUCUUCGAAAGAGAAGCUAGACUAUACAUUUGUCUAAAAGACUCGAAAAUUAAUGAAAAUUCACUAAUCCAAAACAUUGAUUUCAGGAUUGAUGAUCCUCCUCGUACUCGUCAAAUGAAAUAUGCUCCAUUCACAACCACUAUCAAAAAGGCCUAUUCUCAAUUUCCUGAAUACACUUACUAUGGGCUUAUUCCUCUUCAUAUCACAGUUACAUGGCAACGCUGGACUAAAUUGCCUCCUUCUACGUACACUUUCAAUUUGAAUUUUUCAGCCCAGAAAAACUUCGAAAAAUCCGAUUUCAUCUAUAUACACAAGACCCUGGCAAAGAACAUCAUUGAGAAAAAAGAUUAGUAACUUGCUGUGACACUUUUAACCAAGAUUAAUCAUGAAUCUAUA
This is a messenger RNA of Moneuplotes crassus, 600 nucleotides long. The record is from the annotation of a GenBank genome assembly. Lineage: Eukaryota; Ciliophora; Spirotrichea; Euplotida; Euplotidae.